Messenger RNA from Manihot esculenta (cassava), 625 nucleotides. RefSeq names its product pectinesterase inhibitor-like. The coding region runs from base 22 to 546 and encodes 174 amino acids. Gene Ontology annotation, molecular function: enzyme inhibitor activity. The record is from RefSeq and is a predicted model, not a curated record. Lineage: Eukaryota; Viridiplantae; Streptophyta; Magnoliopsida; Malpighiales; Euphorbiaceae. The transcript has a single exon.
UUUCUUUCUACUUCUUCGUUAAUGGGUUCCAGAAUCAGAGUAUUCUUCACAAUUUUCUUGUUUCUCCUCCUCCAAUCAGAAGCAGAAACGCCUGAAUCACUUCUCAAAGAGCUAUGUGUCAACAGCAAGAAUCCCAAUUUUUGCAUGGAAACCUUCAACGCCGAUCCUCGAACAUCCUCGGCAAAUGACAUCCUUAGCCUGGCGAAGAUUGGCCUAGACUUAGCCACAAAGGACUCACUGAAGACUCGUGAUCACAUCCAAGAGUUGUCGGCAAGCAAAAUGACUGAACCCCAGUUCAAGCCAGCUCUGAACCUGUGUGUUGAAUCGUAUAAUGGCAUAGCAGCAUCCUUCAGAAGCGCAUAUGGGGAAGUUGAAGAAGGAGAGUACGAGACAGCAAACUAUGAUACGCUGAUUGCUGCCGAUGAUGCUGGAAAUUGCAAUAAGUCAUUGGCCAAUGCCAAAGCUCGUAUCCAAUCGGUUGCCGAUAAAAUUCAAGUCACUAGAUAUUUUAGUGAUAUUGGAGAUAGGGUUACAACCCUGCUUUAGAAUUCCCAGCCUUCUACAUCUAACUUCUCAGAUUGUUUGCAUUUUACGAGCGAUACAGCUUACAACAUAAAUAAAAUAA